This is a messenger RNA of Lolium perenne, 904 nucleotides long. The record is from RefSeq and is a predicted model, not a curated record. NCBI's taxonomy places the organism in Eukaryota, Viridiplantae, Streptophyta, Magnoliopsida, Poales, Poaceae.
CCAUGGCUGAAGAUCUAUCCAGGGUUGAAGAACCAUCCAAGGCGAAGUUCAGCAGAAGUUAUGUGCAAUGGUCUCCAGAGAUGGACCAUGCGUUGUUGGCGGUGCUUGUUGAGCAUCACAACAAUGGUGAUCAUGCCCAAAAUGGAUGGAAGCCACAUGUCUACAAUGCUGCUAUAAAGGUUGUACGUGACCAAUGUGGAGUGACUGUCACAAAGGAUAAAAUUGUAUCCAGGUGCAAAACUUUUGACAAGCAUUAUGAGAUCCUUAGCAAAAUUCUUGCUCUGAGUGGAUUUGGUUGGGACAAUGAGAAGAACGUACUGUCCAUUGAUAGUGAUGAUGUAUGGAACAGAUACGUGGAGGCUAAUGAAAAAGCAGCUAUUUACAAGAACAAAGUAGUGCACAAUUGGGAUGACAUCUGCACCAUAUACUCAAAAGAUCAUGCCACUGGUGAAGGUGCUAGGACAGGAGCUGAGAUUGCUGCAGAUCCGCAACCAGAAGACAAAGAAAUCUCUCCGGAAUCUGUUGAACCAGCUCCAAAGAAGCAGCGGGCGUGUGACGCAAUUCUGUGCAUGAUUGGAGAGCUGAAGACAUCAUUCAAUGAUGCUUUGAAGACAACUGAGCCAUUACCCAUGCCACAGAUUACUCCUCCUGCUGAUAUCCUUGCCGCACUUGAUAAGAUACCAGAUUUUUCUCAGAGUGACAAGCUGCGAGCAUAUGGUAAGUUGAUCCUUAGUGAACGCUUAUUCCAAGCACUUAUGGAGCUCCCCAUGGCCUUCAGGAAGGAAUGGUUGUUGAUGCUGAAUUAGAGGAGUGCAAUUUAAUUCAUAUGACAUGUGCGACCUAUCCUAAGAACUUGUAAUAUUGCGUACCAGAUUGUGUAACGUGUGGUGAACCUUUUGAAUUA